This is a messenger RNA of Manis javanica (Malayan pangolin), 6436 nucleotides long. NCBI's taxonomy places the organism in Eukaryota, Metazoa, Chordata, Mammalia, Pholidota, Manidae. The record is from RefSeq and is a predicted model, not a curated record.
CAUAGAUGGAGCCUGCAGAGCUGUGGCGGCUGACAGUAGAAUUCUAACCUUUGCCUCAGAGUAUUAUGAGUUUUCUUAACUCAGGGAUAAAGAGCCAGCUCUUGGAUUUACUCUUUCUUGUAUAUCCGGGACAACAGAACUGGAACGAGGAAGCUCAUAGCUUUUUGUUUUUGUUUCUACCGAUUUGACAUCAUACAUGGCUACUGAUGGCAAUGUUCUUCAGGUUCCCUUGCGUCAGAAGCCGAGAAAGAAAACUCAAGGCUUUUUCACGAUGAGUCGGAGGAGGAUAUCCUGUAAGGACCUGGGACAUGCUGACUGCCAAGGAUGGCUCUAUAAGAAGAAGGAAAAAGGAACUUUCCUAAGCAACAAAUGGAAAAAGUUCUGGGUGGUGCUGAAGGGAUCGUCGCUGUACUGGUACAGCAGUCAGAUGGCAGAGAAAGCUGAUGGGUUUGUCAAUCUGCCUGAUUUCACUGUGGAGAGAGCAUCUGAAUGCAAGAAGAAGCAUGCUUUUAAGAUCAGCCAUCCACAGAUCAAGGCCUUUUAUUUUGCAGCUGAGAAUAUGCAGGAAAUGAAUGUGUGGUUGAACAAGCUUGGAUUAGCUGUAAUCCAUCAAGAAUCCACUACAAAGGAUGAAGAGUGCUACAGUGAGAGUGAACAGGAAGAUCCUGAAAUAGCUGUGGAGACACCACCCCCUCCCUACCCUACAGAGACUCUGUCCCCUGUGGUUGCACAGCAGGCAUCAUCAUCUCUACCCAAAGCAAGAGAAACAUCGCAUUCUUUCUCUUCCCUGGAAAAUACAGUAAAGAUACCCAGCGGUUUGUCUUCCUCAUCUAAAGACAGACAGUCCUGGAUUGACAUAGUUAGCGGUUCAUCUGCUGCAGCUGAAGACCAGGGACAGUCUAUAACAUUCGCCGUGCAGGUUCAUUCACCUGCACCCUCGGAGGCAAACAGUUGCAAGGCCCUGGAAAACAACGUGGCCGCCUCAGAAAGUGGAUUCUUGAACUCUUAUUCUAGCGACGACACUUGUCCAUUAAGUAGCAAGCUAGACCAUCUUUCUGUCCCACACAAGUCUGCUGGGUCGAAGAUGACGGACAGAGGAGAAACAAAAGUGUCCGAAGAUGAUGAAAUGGAGAAGCUCUACAAAUCAUUAGAGCAAGCUAGUCUCUCUCCUCUUGGGGACCGACGCCCUUCAACCAAAAAGGAGCUGAGAAAGUCCUUUGUUAAGCGGUGCAAAAAUCCAUCCAUCAAUGAGAAACUCCACAAAAUCCGCACCUUGAAUAGUACAUUAAAGUGCAAAGAACAUGACCUGGCCAUGAUUAACCAGCUACUGGAUGAUCCGAAGCUGACAGCCAGAAAAUACAGAGAAUGGAAAGUGAUGAACACCCUUCUGAUCCAGGAUAUCUACCAGCAGCAGCUGGCCCCUGCGUCUGCCCACGAGGGCACCCCCCAGGGACGCGAGAAACCAUCUGCCUCUGCCGGCCUUGAAAAUUCUAUUUGAGAACAAGCGAGGAUUCUCUCGCCUUACACCUUACCCCAAGCAACUCUUCAAGAUGUUGUAAGAGUUUUCCUUAAAAGGAAAACUGAAACCAGUUCGUCAAGCAGCAGCACCCUCUUAGGAAAUGCAACUUAGGUGAGGACCAGCUUCGACAGCAUCAGGACCCCGGCUUCCAGCCAUAGAGCUUCCUUCAAGACUGGGCUGACUGAGUCCUGUUGAACAAGCAUUGUGUUCCUAUGGGAGCUCGUGGCUGUGCUAGACUUCUGGUGGCCUGUGAGAAAUGUAUCUUUUGUUCCUUGCUCUCUAGAGCAUUACAACAUUCCGUGGACAAAAGAUAUAUUUUACCAGGGAUAGUCAAAGAAGUGUUCUAUUUUCCAAAAGACGAACGGACUUACUCCAUCAGGUUGGGUAGUUGAGGUCUACAAAUGAGUUUUUGAGAGGAGGGAUCUUUUCUAUACCAGCAACUGGAGCAGGACAGAUUGGGUAUUGUGGAAUCAAAUUCCCUUGCCUUUGGUCCAGAAUGGGUUGAGAAAUACUUCAUAAUGAGUGGGGUGUGGGAGAGCCCAAGGAGGAGGCGGCAGUUCUAUGUUUCUCUCUCUCAAAGGACUGCUUGAUAUUUUCCCACCUUACCCAGGUGGGGGGAUCUGAUUACCUUUUCCUUUCCAUAGCAUAGCACCUCUAAAGAAAUCUAUCUCAUUACACUUGGAGACCUCUCCUUCUUCCCAGCUUUUCUAAACCACUGUAGGAGAUAGUAAUAAGCCCAGCAAAGAGUAUUUGCUGUUUCUGUCCUUGGGUGUGGUGCCUAUGCACACAUAGAUUUAUAUCCAGUUUCCCCAGGCUCAAUAUUGACAACAUGAUUCUGGUGUCUCAGUUGUCUUAAUAUCUUUAUUCCAAACGAAACAAACAACACAAGAGUUAAAACAUGACGGUUUUAUUUUUGUAUGUUUAUGUGUCACUUUGUGUCCUAUGUGAAUAGCUAUCUAUAAUAUAUUAUUUAAGUAUAUUUAUAGAAGGUCAAAUUACUAGAGUUUUAAAAGAUGAUAUACUAUUAUUUGUUUUGCUCAGUAUAUAUCUCAGAGUAUAUCCUUUGUGCUGAGAAAAAUAGGGAUACUACUAAUCUAUUGGAGUUGUUUUGUUGCGCUAUCAGUUUGUAUGAGAAAUGCUCAGGAUACCUUGUGGGAUAAGUGUGGGGGAAUGCAUUAAUCAGCUUCCAUUUUCUGGCCCCCCCCCCCCUCUCUCUCUCUCUGCCGCUCCUUUUCAACCCAGAGUGCUCAGAGUUCUCUAUCUGUUGUACAUCAUUCUUUUAACCAGAAAAGGGCUUUCAUCUUCUGGAUAAUUCCAGAAAAGGGUUAUCCCUUCCAGUAAAUGAACUUGAAGCUUCAUGUCAUUUAUGCCCACAAAUCCUAAACCAAAGGAAACACAACUAAUGCAGUCUUUUAUCUAAAGAAUGAUAGCAGUUUGAGGGUCUGUUGUUAAAGAGAACUCACUUUAUUAGAGAAGCAAUAUGAAAGUCUUCACUUACAAACGAUCAUGAGUAUUUCUCACCACAUGAAUAACCCACAACCCACCAAAAACCCAUCUGGCCUUACCUUAGCAAAUUGUCAACAUAACAUGGCUUUAUAGCGUCAAAGUGUGGCUUGACAUUUGAAUGGAAAUAACGCCCUGAAUUUUAUCUGCAAACUAAAUGGAAAUAGUUGUUGAAUAUUUCCCCAGCCUUUACUAAGAAAUUUUAAUAUUUUGUAAAGAAAAGAUAACCUUAGCAUGACGAAAACCAAAAAACCAGGGAGCAAGCUGUAGUACUUGAAGUUUCUGUAAGAUCAGAGAUCAUGUUAAUCAAGUUACCUAGUGGAAAAUGCUGGGCAUAGGCCACAGACAUACAGCACAGGGCGGACUUUGCAGAAAUAACCAUUCAGGUCAAGUUACCUAGUGGAAAAUGCUGGGCAUAGGCCACAGACAUGCAGCACAGUGCAGACUGCACAGAAAUAAGCAUUCAGGUCUUCAGAUUGGACCUGCAACUUCUAGUUUGAGAGGUGUGGACUUUAAUUUCUUUACUUGGGAAAUUAUCAUGGUUUCUUUGUGUAACCAGCUAGCAGAAUGUCAGUUUAGGCUUCUCAAUGUAAACAAAGUUUUGAGAGGAGAGAAAAAUGGAGGAAAUAAUAAUUUGGCCACAUAUUCUCUCAUCUUUUUUAUUUUUUGCUUUGUAAUACCAGCCUAUAAAUUUCAAGAUAGUCUUUCCUAAAAUGAAGUACUCAGAAAGCUUUUGAUGAAGGCUUGCAAACAGACUUCAGUGCUUGGCUGUGGAUUUCUGUGAAUAUAUUUAACUGACCAUUUAGUGUAAAUUCCUUGAGUACUACUCAUGAUUGGGCAAAAUAGUCCAUGAGAUUCUGUGAUCAAACCCUUUGGUUAUUUUCCAAAGUCAAGCUGGUUUGGAAGCUCUUCCUUUGGGAGUUAAAGCAGGUACUGUGCGGAACCUCCCAAAUGAAAUCACAUUGCCGACUUGGUGCCCUGCUCUUCCAGACCGAGCUCAACCGCUCCUGAGUAUUGCUCUGCAAAAGCUCUUGUUCUGUAUUAUGUUGUGCUGGGAAGUAGGGGCUGCCUCUGGGAGUCCCCCAGCUUCAGCUCUGGUCACUGCGAGGAGGCUGAGGGACAGUGGGAAGCGAGGAAAAGCGGGUGACGCUGUCCGUGGCACUCAACCUGGGAACCACCUUGCCAUUUUCCUGAUCCAGUGGAUACUGGGAAAACUGGAUCACUUCGUUCAUUCCUGGGGAUCGGGUCAUUUCUGAAGUGGAUCUUGGUUAGCUUCAUGGGGCCCUAGGGGAGACUCUACCCAGUCCUGUACGCAUAGGGUCUGAGGGCUGUGGACUGACCCAGGUCCAAACCUUUGGGGGAUCUGGACUGGCCUCCUCUUUUGGGGUUGUGGGGAGGAUGGCUUCUCUCUAUUGUUAGCCUGCAGGCCCACACAGUGCCUGAUAUGGUGCCCUCCCUGGUUGGUACAUCGCCGCACAUGCUGAAUUGAUGGUCUUGAGCUUGAAGGGCAUUUGCUGCCUUUAAUAAUUCUUAGUUCUGCUGCAAUCUCAGCCUAGCAUCAAAGGCCUAGGAAGACUCUUCAGGCGCGCUAGCACAAAGACUCCAGGAAGCCUAAGAAAGAUUGUUUGGAGUCAGGUUUCCAUGGGAAACCAAUGCCUUACAUUUAUGCAGCACUUUGCAGUUUGCAGUUGGUAUGUUUCAGGCCCCCCCUUUCCCCUCCCCAGGGAUCCUUUGCGAUAAUUAUGGGUCAUCAUCACUCUUUGACCUGGGGGGAAACAAGUUCCCCCUGCGGUCCAUCUCCCUUCACCUUGCGCAGGGGCCAUGGGGACCCAGCAGUCUGACUUGGAGUGUGCCUGCCACUGCACGGAAAUGGGCCACAGCUUCUGUGAUCACCUGUUGGAAACUGAGGGCCUCUUCCUUGAGCACUGUCUCUUCCUCACAGCCCCAAAGGCCACUGUUUCCCUGGCAGCAGCCUGCUGCUGGGCUGAAGGUGAAUUGGAUUGGACCUAACCACUUGUGCUUCUUUCCUUUCACUAUGUUAUGCUGCUCAUUAGGUGCUAGAGAUCCCUGGCUGAAAGAGGUAUUUAAAGAAAUGGAGUUUGUCUUGUUUUCUUUUAAAAUGUGUCAGAAGUCAGAGACUGAGCUCAGUGACUCAGGGUUAGGCCCUUAACCUUCCUCUCCCAAUUUCUUAUCCUGUAAUUAUGAUUUCCUCAGAUAGCCUUUAAGUCACAAAUGAGAUCAUAGAGAUGAAACAGAUAAAAAGAAGAUAUAUUUUUAAGUCUUUGAGGAGAGGUGCUAUACAGAUUCCAGCCAUACCUAAAUUCAUGGACACAUGCCUCUUUUAAGAUGCUCUCAUGGAAAGGUAAUGUUUUGAAGUAGCCACAGAUUUAAGGAGUAAUUUAGGUACAGAGUAUGCUCUUCCAAAAGUCAGUAUGUAUCGAGAAGCUGUCACGUCCAGUGGAGUUUUAGGGUGCAUCUCUUCUUCAGUCUAACAAUAUAAUAUUCAAUUGAUUUUCUAAUUUCCCUCCCAGUUUUUUUGUAUACUUAUUGCAUGAAAGACAUCAGCUCCUAGAGACGCAAGGUGACUGCCUGCCUCUGUAUAGUUUUUGAUCAUAUGUAAUUAAAAAGGAAAGCCCCAGAAACUAGAUUUUAACAACCCAUACAAAAUGGCCUGGGGAGGAGGAACAAUCCUACCCCUCAUGGAAAGCCAUCCAUCUCAGUGAACAAGAUGUUGAACAGCUACAUGCUUCUCUGUGUGUGAGACAGGAAGCCAUGUCUUUACCCACUCUGUACAUCUAUACUGUCCCUAUACCACAAAGACCACAGAAAUCAUUAAAAAUGGAUUCUACAUGAAAAAAAAAAAAAAAGCUUUCAUCUCCCUUGCUGUGAGAUUUAACUGCUCUGUGUUGCUAUUUCUCUACCAGGAGUCCAAAGGGGAAGCAUGCCCCCUGGACACAUUUAGCAUCCCAUAAUAAAUACCAGGAUUUUAAAUCACUAUAGAUUUUAAUGUCCUUGCAUGGUGGGGACGGGACUUUGUGCACUGCAUGGUGUUGGGGGACAAGACAUUAAUGUGGAAAUGCUACCUGCAAUUUCAUUGUAAUUUCAAUCUUGGUCACCGUAUUCUCUUCAACAGAACUGAGAAAAAGAGGCAUGGUUCAUUUCUCCUGUUUUGUUUUUUGAAGUUGAUUUGUAAGAUAAAAAUAAAAACAAGAGACAAGAAGUCUCAUAAAAUGACAUGGAAAAAGCUUGAAAUAUACUACUGGUGUUCAUUUUCUGCCCCGCAGUAUUGCUUCCUCAAAGAAACUCCCUGGGAAGUGCUUGGUGGCUGGGCUUUUAUCUUCUACAAAGGUUAUGGUGCUCUCUGCUGGCUGUCACAAGAAUAAUUGCUUCUAGACGGUGUUUUCAUUUUUAAAG